Molecule: messenger RNA, 5682 nt
Organism: Colletotrichum lupini
Lineage: Eukaryota; Fungi; Ascomycota; Sordariomycetes; Glomerellales; Glomerellaceae
Product: ankyrin
Exons: 8
Coding region: 1-5682 (1893 amino acids)
Molecular function (GO): protein binding
Source: RefSeq, a predicted model, not a curated record
AUGAUCAUCCCUAACCUCGACGUUGUUUACCCAAUCCACAUGAAUCAUGUGCCGCCAGGAUGGAGACCUCUCGUGAAUCUCAUAUGUGUCCAUGACUUGGGCGGGUCCCCCAAGUCAAGCUGGCACCAUGAUGAAUCUGGCAAAACCUGGAUCUCAGACCCCGACUUUCUCGGGAGCUUCAAGGAUUCAGUCCGGGUUUGGACCUAUGGAUACAACUCGGACCCGGCGGCAAACAUGACGCCUGCAAGCAUCGCGCUCCAUGCCGACGAGCUCUUGAUAUCGAUGAUAUCCAACUACGGCAAAUAUCCUGGCGGCUCUACUGUUUUCAUUGCCCAUGGGCUUGGAGGGAUCAUUGUCAAAAAGGCAAUUGAGCUAUCGUCCAACUAUGUAGAAUACUUCGCUAUCAAAGGGUCCACUGUCGGCGUCGUCUUUCUCGAUACAGUUCACCAUGCAACAGACUCCGAGGGAGUCUUGGAAGCUGUCAAAUCAACAGUGGCAGCGACUCUGCUCAAGCACUCCACAAGACCGUCCGUUGACGAUGUCAGACAAUUUGCGGAAGCUGUUCGAGAAGUCAACAAGACCUUUCUCACACAGGCGCCAUUAGACUUGACAAUUCUCAACUUCAUUGCCAUGCGUCGAAUUGAAAUCACGUCUGCAGAUGGUACAACCUACAAGACUUUGUUAACGCAGUUCCCAUCCCCUUCAGAUAAGAUAUACAGCCUAUUGGCAGAUCAGGUUGGCGAUAUGAUGACAAAGCUAUCGUCUUCAACCAACAAACGAGUGUUCUUCGCGCCGCCACCCCCUUUGGCACCCACGACAGCUAAUCCCCCGCCACCUUCACCACCUCCUGGUCCUCCUGGGCCUCCAGGCCCGCCGGGCCCGCCAGUGUCUCUGCCGCCGCCACCACGGAGUGGGAUCCCCAUGGGUCCACCACCGCGAGAUCAGGCCAACGAGGCAUUCAGUUUGUGGGCCAAGAAGAAAGAAGCUGAUACUUGUACCUGGAUACAGUCCCACGACUUCUUCAAAAGUUGGGUCAAGUCCAAUAAGACCGCAGGUCUUUUUGUCCAGGGCGCCACGGGAUGCGGUAAAACUUACUUGGCCAAGUCCAUCGCCAACUACCUGUCCUGGGAUCGGCCUCGAUCUCCCCCAGAUAAUAAUAUAGUGCUCUCGUUCUUUUGCAACGUCAGCACUGUUGGGAACAAGAAGCCACCGAUUGCCCAGUAUUUCGUCCGAUCGCUUCUUCAACUACGGCCAGUCUGGUCUGAGUCUAUAGCGCCUUACUAUCGAUGGCAGGAGCUGAAAAGCCACUUCAAGCUGCCGGCGCUGUUUGACAUCUUACGCGACAUCAUGAGCCAGAUGCAAUACAGUACGGGCCCGCCAAAGACGACGGCUGUUUUCCUCAUCGUGGAUGGUCUGGAUGACUGUGAUGUUACCUAUGCCCGGGAAUUUCUCUGCCUUGUGGGAAGUCUCCUCGACCACCCGGUGGCUCGCUCAUCCCCAGCUGCCGGCCCGUCUCUUCCAGGCCAAGGAUAUCCGCGCGAAACUGUCAGGUUCAAGUUCUUGUUCACGUAUAGCGCUUGCGAGAUUCUGAGUCUGAACUCCUGCAUACCUAACUCCGCUAGGAUUCUGAUGACUGAUUCUGCAAUUCGCAAAGAUAUCGGCACUUACGUGGAUAGAGAGUUGGACAUCCUGUCUACGCUUCGGGAUCUGAAUGGGCCGCCAGAAGGAAUUCGAUCUUGGAUCAAGAAUAAGUCGGAGUCGUUCUUUUGGUUCGCAAAGUACUCCAUCGAAGACGCAAUGAGUACGGUCCAAGAUGGCGAGGGGUAUUCCUUCAGUGGGAGGGUGCUUCCGUGCCCUUCUAGCCUGGGAAAAUACUACGACAGAGAUCUCCUACCAUUGUUCCAGACCAUCGACGAAGAUGGGAAAUAUGCUCUGUCAGCUGUGCAAAUCGUACUCGGCUAUCUUAGUAUCCCUACCAGAGCCGAAAUAUGCGAUGCAAUCGCCUGUCUUCACGGAGACCCCAACUUGAGAUUCCUCGACCUCCCCAACUUCUUGAGACAACGGUGCCCCAGAAUCAUUCAUUCUUUGGACGAAGGGGACUUCAGAAUUAGUCAUCCUUCUCUGAUUUACCAUGUCAGACGUUACUACCUCAUCGAGAAAGAGCAGCACGCAAACAUGGCAUUCCUGUGUAUAAAGUACCUCUCCGGAUCUGACUUCGGAAGCUUCAAAUCGAUCAUGCCUCCCAACAUCUCAGCGCGUCACCCGUUCUAUUCAUAUGCGGCAAACAACUGGAGAGAACAUCUCCGUCGUGCGGGCGACAAAGUGGUCAGACUGCUCCCUCUGCUGGGCGACUUCGUCAGCUCUGCGAACUACAGAACUUGGUCAGCUUAUUACUCCUGGAACAUUGAAUUUACACAUCAUCGGAGGGUGAUAGAUGACACCUUCGUCUCUCCCGUGUUCACAUUCAUUGAUGCUAAUAUUGGUCAUCUGACCCACGAAAUUCAGUGGGCAGGGAGGGGAGAGGCGUAUUCUUGGAAGAGUGAGCUUCUCAGGCAGACAUGGCGGUACUUGUACGAGCGUAAACAAACCCCAGUAAUUGCCAGGCUCAUUGAAUAUUGGAGGCCCGACUCUUGUUUCUCGGUACACAACUUCUUCGGCCAUACUCCUCUGAUGCAUGCAGCAGGCUCAUCAGAGGGACAACCCGACAUGGUCGAAUACUUCCUGAAGCGGACCAAAGACGUCAACGAGCGAGGCUCGUUGAGGGGCGGAACCGCUUUGAUGAUACUAUGCACGCAUCUGAGAACGCGCGAUGAAGACCUGAUGGCACGAUUGGUCACAUCACUCCUUGAUGCCGGGGCUGAUCCAAAUAUCUCGGAUAAAUGGGGCGAAACGCCCUUAGUCAACCCUUGCAGUGUAGGAGAUGCUGCCAUGGUCGAGCUGCUCCUCCGAGCGGGAGCCAGGCCUGACAUGUUAAGCAUACACACGCCAAUCAUGCAUCCCCUCCGCGAAGCAAUCAUGCAACAUCACAAUGAGGUUGCCAGACUGUUGAUCGACUACGGUGUCGAUCUGAGCUUGCAUUUCCCGUGGCCGAACCUUCAGUUACCCUUAACAGCUGCCAUCACCGAACAAAACUUCGACAUCUUCAUGGUCCUCUUGGAUAGAGUUGAAGAUAUCAAUCAGCUAGAUGGCAUGGGAUACGCUGCGAUUCAUCUGUUGACAGGCCCGCUGUGCAACGAUUGGCUACCGCAUCUUCUGAGACGACCUGAUGUCGACCUAGAGCUUCUCUCUAACGGUAUUUCAGGCGAUCGAAAGAAGUUUAUCCGUCGGACUGCGCUAAGCUUUGCCAUCGUUGACGAUAACUUCAAGGCGCAAGCUAACUGGGGAAAUUCUAGUGUGGAGGAAAGCGAGGUUGAUAUCAGCACGGGCAACACCGACAUAGUCGAGCUGCUCCUCGCCUAUCAAUCGCCCAUCAACACGUUGAAUUGGAAGUCGAAGAAGUACGCCAAGUCCCCGUUAAUGGUGGCUGUAGACUACAAGGACCAAAACAUGGUAGAACUCCUCCUGCGGCACGGAGCGGACCCGACCCUAGAGGAGGCCUACGGAAUGCCAGGCCCCCUUGACGCCGCCAUGCUUGACGACGAAGACAUUGCUAUGGGUAUGAUCAAAGUUUUACUCGAGAACCCUUUGCCACCAAGCAUCAAUUACGUCCCGGACAACCCAGACUUCCAGCAUAUCCUCAUCGAGGCGAGCGAUAUGAAGCCGGAGGUCACGCGGUUGCUUCUCGCCCACGGUGCUGACACGAAACGUUUCUUGUCCUACAUCCCCGGGUGCUUCACCACUCCCCUCCAUCGGGCUGUGGAAGAAAACAACAUUGAGACUGCCAAAGUUCUUAUCGAACACGAGCCAGCCCUGGUGACCUACCAGUGCGAAGAAGGACUAGUCUACGAGACGCCUCUCCACAUCGCUGCCAGAGACGGACACAUUGAGAUUCUGCGAUGUCUCCUCGAUACGGGUGCUCAAUCCAACCUGGCCUCAUGCCAUUGGCAGGAAACACCGCUUUGGUUAGCCUGCGAAUCAGGAAGGCUAGAAAUUGCGCAAUUGCUCUACGAAAUGUCGCCAGAGGCACUGGAACUCCCCUCUUACGACGGGAAAACUCCGCUUAUGGUAGCCUGCGAAGAUGGAAACCUCCAACUGGUCCAGUUUCUUCUAGAAAAAGGCGCCGACAUCACAGCACGAUGCUCAAUGGGAGCAUCAUGUGUCUGUAGCACAGUUUCCGAGGACAACGGCGCGGCUUACAAGAUCAUUGAUCUGUCGCUUCAGCACGGCCUCGGCAUUGAUGAUGUCGUCAGCUCAACCGGCUUCACGGUACUCGGAGAGGCUUGCAGGGCCGGAGAUAUCCCGACUGUCCGGCUUUUGCUCGACAAGGGCGCGGAUCCGGCAAAGGGGCAGAAGUGGCCCGGAGACACUUCCACUACAUGGAGGUCGGCGCUGCGGGUCGCCUCCUUGUACGAGUGUGUCAAGGUGGUUGAGGUGCUGCUCGAACAUCCUCAGCUAGCGUCCUUUAUCGAGAACGUUGACUAUUACGGCGACAAUGUGCUGCAUAUUGACGGAUCAUAUCACCAUCAACAAGCUUCCGAAAUGGCCACGCUAGUGUACUCUGCGUGCGAGAAGUUGAAAGCCGAGACUGGCGUCGACCAUUUUCAACGGAUGCUUGAUGUUAAGGACAGCGAUAUGCAUACGCCUCUGGACAUGGCGAUCGAUAUGCCGCACAAGGGUCUGAGCAGCGAGGCGAUAAAAGUCAUUGACGUUUACUUGAAGCGCUACAUUGCGGAACUGACAGCCGUCGAAACUCGGACAUUUGCCCAGCAUAAGCAUCUCAUGCGAGACAUCGCCAUCAUUCUCCUCGAGAGACGAGAAUAUGACGAGGAAGCCAUUCGUUUGUUCCAGGCUUUGAUAGUCGAUGUAUGGGUCACAAGAGAGGACGGAAAGUGCCUCGAGACGGUGUUCUGCAUGGCCAACUGCGAUCUCUGCGACGAAGACGAGCAGGAACAAGUUUCGUUUUGCCGGCUUUGCGGUCUCAGGGUUGGCAUGAAGUGCGUCGACGAGGCGAGGCUACAGCACGAGUUGGUUUAUGUCCCCGUCAUCAAAGACCGCAGCAUUAUUGAUCUCAACUCUGAGUCAGUUAAUCAGAUCAUGGACCUGUUGGAGAACGAUUUUAUCGUCACAGAUUGUCCUCGCCCAGUAGAGGAAGCUCUCAUCUCGCAUUUCCAAGUCGAUCCAGACUCGGAAGACACAACUCUUUCGCUCGCUGUACUCCAUGCUUUCGGGUACCUGGAAUUCCGACGUCGGGCUUGGAGUCCUUACCUGCCGCUAGCCCCUGCGGUCUACAAGCGGAUACAGCCUUGGGAGCCAAUGUUCACAGAACCGAGGCGAGACUUUGAAGAAUGGGUUUGGGAUAUCGAGACGUCGCCCUACAGGUUGCGGGACGAGCUGAAUUACUUGCUUGAGUCAGGCAGAAGAGUGGCGUAUAAAGACGAGCAGGCGACGAGGCUGGAGCAGAUUCUCAGUGACGUUGGGUGGUUGUACCCGCAACGAGAGGUUUAUGAUGAUGAUGAUUCGGGUGUUGUGAUUGAUGAAUAUUCCUGUAGCGCCGAGGAGAUGUUGGGGAGAAAAAGAAGAUGA